UGUUGUGAACCACAAUAACCGGUUCGAUCGUUGUUGCUCCGGUUGAACGGAACGGAUCAACCAUUGACCAAAAGAACUUUCUUGCUUCCCCUUCAAUUCAAUCGUCUCAAAAUCUCAGAUUCUCAACAUCCUCGCAGUAGAGAAGCCCUACGAAUCGAGUUGCGUAGAUCAGGAGGAAGAAGGUGAAGCCUAUACAUCACGCUAAUGGAUUCUGCAGCUCGUAGGAGCGGAGGAGGCCUCCUUGAAGGGCUUUACAGAGUUAUUAUGCGCCGGAACUCCGUUUAUGUCACCUUCAUUAUCGCCGGCGCUUUUGUUGGCGAGCGGGCUGUUGAUUAUGGGGUUCACAAGCUCUGGGAACGCAACAACGUUGGGAAACGAUACGAGGAUAUUUCAGUUUUGGGGCAAAGACAAUCAGAAGAAUGAUAUUCUCCCAAUAAUUUUGCUAUGUAUAAUUUGUUGUCACCAACAACUAAUCUUCUGAUUCAUCUUUUUGAAUAAGUUUACAUGUCCAAUUUUGUCCCACCUUCUGUCAUAAGCGCUUGGUGGGGUGACCUUUAAGCGUUGCUUGUGGUUUUCUUCCCAUUAAUUUUUCAAGAUUAUCACGACCUUGCUUGAACAAGAUCUGUUCGGUAGGUUGUGCAAUGUGUUCUUGAGUUAAUUUUUGAAAAUUAUCGUUCAAAUGUUCCUGCUUUCA
This is a messenger RNA of Benincasa hispida (wax gourd), 694 nucleotides long. RefSeq names its product cytochrome b-c1 complex subunit 9, mitochondrial-like. The record is from RefSeq and is a predicted model, not a curated record. Gene Ontology annotation, cellular component: respiratory chain complex III. NCBI's taxonomy places the organism in Eukaryota, Viridiplantae, Streptophyta, Magnoliopsida, Cucurbitales, Cucurbitaceae. Gene Ontology annotation, biological process: mitochondrial electron transport, ubiquinol to cytochrome c.